AUGGCCGACGGUCUCCAGAUGGGAAAUCUUUCCCUUAACGACUCCCAGCACGCUUCCCAGGCUCCCAACGGACCCCCUGGACGUGCCGCUUACAUUCCCCCUCACCUCCGUCAGCGUGGAGGUAAUAUCAGUGCUGCCGCUGUGGACGGUCCUGCUCCCCCGCCAGGCCCUGGCGGUUAUGGCGGUCCUCGCAACAACGGACCUCGUGGUGGUAACUGGGCUAAUGCCAACGCUCCUGAUUUCAGCCCACGCCCGGCCAACGGUACACCCCCUCCCAACCCAUUUUCCGGUGGUCAAAUUCGCACAUUCAAUCCCAAUGCUUACGGAAACCCAGGUCAAGGCGGCGGCCACAGCGGUGCUGGUGCCUCAGCUCGUGGAUCUGGUGACGGUUCUUGGAGAGAUGGCAAGCACUGUCCAGGCCCUGCUAAUGCACGCGUGGAGCGUGAGCUUUUCGGUGUUCCCAACGAUCCCCUCAAGCAGCAAACUGGUAUUAACUUUGCCAACUACGAUGAUAUCCCCGUUGAGGCUUCCGGAAAUGACGUCCCCGAGCCUGUUAACACAUUCACCAACCCCCCUCUUGAUGACCACCUGAUCUCCAAUAUCAAGCUCGCUAGUUACACCGUCCCUACCCCCGUCCAGAAGUACUCUAUUCCCAUUGUCAUGGGUGGCCGUGAUCUGAUGGCCUGUGCUCAGACUGGUUCUGGAAAGACUGGUGGUUUCUUGUUCCCCAUCCUCUCCCAGGCCUUCCAGACCGGUCCUUCGGCCGCACCUGCUCAGGCUUCCGGUGGCCAGUUCAGCUACGGUCGCCAGCGCAAGGCUUACCCAACCUCGCUUAUCCUUGCCCCCACUCGUGAACUGGUUUCGCAGAUCUUUGACGAGGCUCGCAAGUUUGCUUACCGUUCUUGGGUUCGCCCCUGUGUUGUUUACGGUGGUGCCGACAUUGGCUCUCAGCUGCGCCAAAUCGAGCGUGGUUGCGAUCUCCUCGUUGCCACUCCUGGUCGUCUUGUCGACUUGAUUGAGCGUGGCCGUAUCUCCCUUGUCAAUAUCAAGUACCUUGUUCUGGACGAGGCUGACCGCAUGUUGGACAUGGGUUUCGAGCCCCAGAUUCGCCGUAUCGUUGAGGGCGAGGAUAUGCCCCGUGUUGAUGCUCGCCAGACUCUCAUGUUCUCGGCUACCUUCCCCCGCGAUAUCCAGAUGCUGGCUCGCGAUUUCCUGAAGGAGUACAUCUUCCUGUCGGUUGGUCGUGUUGGUUCUACUUCGGAGAACAUCACCCAGAAGGUUGAGUAUGUUGAGGACAACGACAAGCGCUCCGUCCUGUUGGAUAUCCUCCACACCCACGGAUCUACUGGUCUGACCCUUAUUUUCGUGGAGACCAAGCGCAUGGCCGACUCGCUAUCCGACUUCCUGAUCAACCAGCGUUUCCCUGCCACCGCCAUUCACGGUGAUCGCACCCAGCGCGAGCGUGAGCGUGCUUUGGAGUACUUCCGUAACGGCCGUUGCCCCAUUCUCGUUGCUACCGCCGUUGCUGCUCGCGGUCUGGACAUUCCUAAUGUCACUCACGUCAUCAACUACGAUCUCCCCACUGACAUUGAUGACUAUGUUCACCGUAUCGGUCGUACUGGUCGUGCCGGUAACACCGGUAUUGCUACUGCUUUCUUCAACCGUGGCAACCGUGGUGUCGUCCGUGACCUGAUUGAGCUCCUGAAGGAGGCCAACCAGGAGAUCCCUACUUUCUUGGAAAGCAUUGCUCGCGAGGGCAGCGGCUUCGGAGGCCGUGGUGGCCGUGGAGGUGGCCGUGGCCGUGGUGGCUCUGGUCCUACCCGCGAUAUGCGUCGCAUGGGCGGUGGCAUGGGCGGUGGCUCUUCUUACGGCGGAGGUGGCAGCAGCUACGGCGGUGGUGCUCCCUCGUACGGAGGUGGUGGUGGCGGCAGCAGCUACGGAGGUGGUGCUUCUUACGGAGGUCCCUCCUCCUACGGUAACCCAUCCGGAGGUGGUGCCAGCGGCCCCAGCUCCUGGUGGUAA
Molecule: messenger RNA, 2022 nt
Organism: Penicillium taxi
Lineage: Eukaryota; Fungi; Ascomycota; Eurotiomycetes; Eurotiales; Aspergillaceae
Product: DEAD/DEAH box helicase
Exons: 4
Coding region: 1-2022 (673 amino acids)
Cellular component (GO): nucleus
Molecular function (GO): RNA helicase activity; RNA binding; ATP binding
Source: RefSeq, a predicted model, not a curated record